This is a messenger RNA of Myripristis murdjan (pinecone soldierfish), 2704 nucleotides long. It is a transcript of the gene cyp1a, whose product is annotated as cytochrome P450, family 1, subfamily A. Lineage: Eukaryota; Metazoa; Chordata; Actinopteri; Holocentriformes; Holocentridae. Gene Ontology annotation, molecular function: oxidoreductase activity, acting on paired donors, with incorporation or reduction of molecular oxygen, reduced flavin or flavoprotein as one donor, and incorporation of one atom of oxygen; steroid 17-alpha-monooxygenase activity; heme binding. The transcript has 7 exons. The record is from RefSeq and is a predicted model, not a curated record. The coding region runs from base 194 to 1759 and encodes 521 amino acids. Gene Ontology annotation, biological process: hormone biosynthetic process; progesterone metabolic process.
GGACACUUAGAGAAUAAACUAGGUAAUAAACUUAAUAAACAACACCAUCCGGUAAACUUCAAGGGAAACUUUACUAACUUUAUCACUCUCAAAGAACUUGUUGGACUGCAGCAAGACGCUUCUUUUGCCCUGCUACUAAGGUUGUAUAAAGCCCCCCCAAAAAAAGAAAAAAAAAAAAAAAGCAGCUGUCAUUAUGGCACUAAUGAUACUGCCGUUCAUUGGCUCUGUGUCAGUGUCUGAGAGUUUGGUGGCCAUGACAACAAUAUGUCUGGUUUACCUGAUCCUCAAACGUCUCCACAUUGAUAUUCCUGCGGGCCUGCGUCGGCUUCCAGGUCCAAAGCCCCUGCCCAUCAUUGGAAAUGUGCUUGAAGUGGGCAGCAGGCCCUACCUCAGUCUUACAGCCAUGAGCAAGCGCUAUGGCCCAGUCUUUCAGAUCCAGAUUGGCAUGCGUCCCGUGGUUGUGUUGAGUGGCAGUGAAAUGGUUCGACAGGCUCUCAUCAAGCAGGGAGAGGACUUUGCUGGCAGACCUGACCUGUAUAGCUUCCAGUUCAUCAAUGAUGGAAAGAGUCUGGCCUUCAGCACAGACCAGGCUGGUGUCUGGCGUGCCCGUCGAAAGCUGGCCAUGAGCGCCCUUCGCUCUUUCGCAAUCGUGGAGGGCACAACCCCAGAGUACUCCUGUGUGCUGGAGGAACACAUCUGUAAGGAGGGAGAGUACCUGGUCAAACAGCUCAAAAUUGUCAUGGAGACUGACGGCAGCUUCGACCCCUUCCGCCACAUUGUUGUGUCUGUUGCCAAUGUGAUCUGUGGAAUGUGCUUUGGCCGACGUUACAGCCAUGAUGACCAGGAGCUGCUCAGCUUGGUGAACCUCAGUGAUGAGUUUGGACAGGUUGUGGGCAGCGGCAACCCUGCAGACUUCAUGCCAAUUCUUCGUUUCCUGCCAAGUGCAACCAUGAAGAAGUUUGUCGACAUCAAUGACCGCUUCAACAACUUUGUACAAAAGAUUGUCAGUGAGCACUAUGCCACCUUUAACAAGGACAACAUUCGUGACAUCACUGACUCCCUGAUUGAUCACUGUGAGGACAGGAAGUUAGAUGAGAACUCCAAUGUUCAGAUGUCAGAUGAGAAGAUUGUAGGCAUUGUCAAUGACCUGUUUGGAGCCGGUUUUGACACCAUCAGCACUGCCCUGUCAUGGUCUGUGAUGUACUUGGUGGCUUACCCGGAGAUCCAGGAAAGGCUUUACCAUGAACUGAAGGACAAAGUGGGAUUGGACCGCACUCCUCUUCUUUCUGAUAAACCAAACCUACCUCUCCUGGAUGCCUUCAUCCUUGAGCUCUUCCGUCACUCUUCGUUCCUGCCAUUCACCAUCCCACACUGCACCACAAAAGACACAUCUCUAGAUGGCUACUUCAUCCCCAAAGACACCUGUGUCUUCAUCAAUCAGUGGCAGGUCAACCAUGACCCUGAGCUGUGGAAAGAUCCGUCUUCCUUCAGUCCAGAGCGUUUCCUGAGCGCUGAUGGCACUGAGCUCAACAAGCUGGAGGGGGAGAAGGUGAUGGCCUUUGGCUUGGGUAAGCGGCGUUGCAUCGGUGAGGUCAUUGCACGAAAUGAAGUCUUCCUUUUCUUGGCAAUCCUCAUCCAGCGGCUUCGCUUCCGAGCACUGCCUGGGGAACCACUGGACAUGACCCCGGAAUACGGUCUUACAAUGAAGCACAAACGUUGCCAGCUGAAAGCCACCGUACGACAAAGGAAUGAGGAGUGACACUAUUUAUAAGCUAUAGAGCCAAUACAGAUAGUAGGCUAUAGGUUGACUCUAAGGUGGUGAGAGUCACAGUCACGUGAAAAGCCAGUGGAAGAGGAUGCAACCUCCUCUGAAGUGAAGAGACUGGAUGCCAAAUUUGAUUUGAGAGUUAUAGCAGCAUUGAAGCAAAUAACUGAAAUGGGCUUGUUUUGGAUUGUAAUAUAAUUAGAUGUUGAAGUUUCCUUGAAAAUGUCUUUGUUUUUAGUUUGCUAAGAGAUUUCCUCUUUUCUCAAGAUUGUUGGUAUUUCUCUUGGAAGUACUAGGGUAGACUAGGUUUUCAUCUACCUGCUUGUCUGUAAACUAAUCUGCUACUAUCCAGAUGCUGUAAAUCAUCUAAUACCAGAGACUAAGCUGAAAUGGUUCCACUUUGGGAUGUGUGUGUGUGUGUGUGUGUGUGUGUGUGUGUGUGUGUACACAUUUAUAUGUAUAUUAUUAUUUUUUAAUCACAUUGGCAUUAUAAUAAAGUGCCACCAAAUUUUUACUUCUGUGGCUCAUUUUAAGAAAAAUAUACAUGAAAUGCUCACUCACAUGAUCACCGAACUCUGAACUGAACAGACAGAAAAUUAUCUUACCUGAUGGAUACCAUUUACACUUGUUAUAAUUUUUGUUGCAUUAUAUUUUGGAUGUAAGACACUGAAGCUAUAUUUGCAUCCCAAAAUGUGAUUUUGUGUUUAUAUUAAGUAUUUGUAUUUUGUAAAGUUAAAUUUUAUGUGCUUGCAUUAUAUAUAUAUAUAUACAUGAAGUGUUUCUGUGCAGUAGUCAGGACACCAAAAGUUGAAUGACUUCUUUGAAUACAUUACAUUUUUGAAUUCCAAUUUCUGGUUUAGUAAUUUUGUGACAUCUAACAAAGGAUCUGUGUACAGUGCAUCUUUCUAUCAGUCGCAGAAAUAAAAUAACAUAGAAACA